AUGCUGUCCGUCCAGCGCUCGUCUCAGCACUCGGGAAAGUGCACGCCGAAUCUGCUGCCCUGCCGAAUCGACCAUAACGGACCUGUGAAUGCUGCCGAUCGGUAUUGGCGACCAGAAGAGCAAAACGAUGGAAAACAAAUAGCCCAUUUCCGCGGCCGCAAAUUACUUGGGCGCAAACUGCCACUCCCCGACGGCUACAGAGGUGCUGUGUUGAGCAACACGAACAGGGUUCUUCCGCAAGCCGAUACUGGCCGCGAAAAUGGGGCGUCCGAGGAAGGCGAAGACCAGCGAAUCGAGGUGCGCGUGAUGGAAGAGGUUGGAGAAUUCGACGAAGUGGUGGUAUGGGGACACGAAGUUGCGCCAGACGAGAUCGAGGAUGCCUACUCCAAGGGCAUUGGCGAGUGGAUAUCCUUCGCCGAAAGCAUCCAUGCGACGCCCAAGCCAGACGAUUCUUCCAGUGCCUCAGGGCAGAAUCUGCACCGCUAG
Messenger RNA from Diplodia corticola, 486 nucleotides. RefSeq names its product ribonuclease h1 h2 small subunit. The transcript has 4 exons. Gene Ontology annotation, cellular component: ribonuclease H2 complex. Gene Ontology annotation, biological process: RNA catabolic process. Lineage: Eukaryota; Fungi; Ascomycota; Dothideomycetes; Botryosphaeriales; Botryosphaeriaceae. The record is from RefSeq and is a predicted model, not a curated record. Bases 1 to 486 code for a protein of 161 amino acids.